UAACAAUAAUUAUUAAAUAAUAAAAUGAGCAGCGAAAAAAAGGCAAUGGAAUUACAAUUCCAGGUGCGCCAAAACGCACGUGAGUAUCAGAGCUCGGUCAAGGAUCUGUACUCAUGGGAAAAGGAAAUUAAGAGCAAGGAACUGGCAAUGCUAAAUGCGCCCGCUCCAAAAAUUCAGACAAACAAUACACCCGUACGCAGCCAUGUCAAGAAAACGGAUGAGACACUUAAGAAACCAGCAACAAACAGUGGCACUAGUAGCCCAGCGAUCACCCCAACUGAGAAGCAGGAUUUGCCUACAGAUACACUUGCCCAGCUGCAUAAGAAGGCAAAUGAUAUAAAGGAUCGCGGCAAUAGCUAUGUGAAAUUGAGCGAAUAUGAGAAAGCUAUUGAGGCGUAUACCGAAGCUAUCGAAGUCUAUUCACUAGAUCCCAUAUACUAUAUCAAUCGGGCUUUAUGUUUUUUAAAGCAGGAAAGCCAUGAUAACUGCAUUGAGGACUGCGAUGCAGCCAUUGGGCUGGACAAGUUGUGCGUUAAGGCCUACUAUAGACGCAUGCAAGCAAACGAAUCGCUGGGCAACAAUAUGGAAGCCUUGAAGGAUUGCACCACUGUACUGGCCAUCGAUCCGAAAAACUACGAAGCCAAACGUAGUUUGGAACGCAUCAAUGAACGCUUACGAAAAAUUGCUACUAAAAAUGGUCCCAACUUCAGUGCUGAUCGCGAAGAUUUUGUGGAUAUCUUACCAUUUGAUAAGGCGGCUUCCAGGCGUUCGAAACAGCCCAUGCGCCGCAUCAGUGUUGUAGAUAUUGUUACACCUCGUCCAGGUCAGGAUGAUCAGAAACAAUUGCGCAUCUCGGAUGAGGAAAUUGAUAAAAUAUUCAAUAGCAAUUGCGGACCCUUUGAAGAAGUGAAGAAAAAAGUUAAGCUACAGACGAAGGUAGCACAGCCAAAUACUUUGGAAGCCAAUGAUAACUUAAAUGUUAAAAUUCAGGAAACUAAGCAACCAGCUCAGCAUCAAUCAACAGUCAAGGAAGAAAGUAUACAAUCGUCGACAAAGCUUAUUGAAACUAUUAUUCCUCAAACCAUAAAACCAGCAGCAGAAUCGAACCAGACUAACCCAAUUGUAGAAAAGUCUGUCAAAACUCAAUCACAGCCAAUAGUAAAAGAGAGUAGUAUCACAAACGUGCCACAACCAACUAAAACUGAAAAACCAAGCACCUUAAGCAAUAAAACUAAGAUCGAACAAGAGGACAAAAAAGUUAAAACAAUGGAGCGCAUACCACCUGCUCCCUCCGGCACUGCCCAGUUCUACAUGACUUGGAAAGAAUUGUCACCAAAUCAGAAAUAUCAAUACUUGAAAUCUAUUGAAAUACCCAAUUUAUGUAAAAUACUUGGCGCUGGCUUUGACUCUGAUACAUUUACGGAUUUGUUGCGCACAUUGCAGGAUUUCUAUGUGCCCAACAAGGAGCCAACGACAGCGGCAGUUUUGCUGGAGAUAAGCAAAAAUGAUGAAUUCAGCAUUUUGGUGAUAUUUAUGUCGCCAGAAGACAAAAAUAUGGCUGCUUGUAUCAUGGAUGCUAUUUCAAAGUUUCCCAAAAAUAAUCCAGGCCUAUUGCAAAAACUGGGCAAGCUUUACAAUGUAGCCUAAAAAUUGUUAUAAACAAUAAACGUACUUGAUUUGCUUCAAAUUGUUA
Molecule: messenger RNA, 1693 nt
Organism: Drosophila hydei
Lineage: Eukaryota; Metazoa; Arthropoda; Insecta; Diptera; Drosophilidae
Gene: spag
Product: RNA polymerase II-associated protein 3
Exons: 6
Coding region: 25-1647 (540 amino acids)
Molecular function (GO): protein binding
Source: RefSeq, a predicted model, not a curated record